Messenger RNA from Closterium sp. Naga37s-1, 933 nucleotides. Lineage: Eukaryota; Viridiplantae; Streptophyta; Zygnematophyceae; Desmidiales; Closteriaceae. The record is from the annotation of a GenBank genome assembly.
AUGAAGGUCAGUGAAGGCCGGAAGCCGGUGUUCGGGGGAUGCUUCAACACCAUCGAUCCUCGCUACCUCGACAUGUUCGCUAGCGUCUCAGGCAACAGGGUUACAGUGUACAAGUGCGAGUCUGGCGGCGCAACCAUCGUCGUGCAACUAUUCCUUGAUGAAAAUAAGGAUGAGUCGUUUUACACAGUGGCAUGGAUGAGGGGGCAGCAGGGGCGGCCGCUGUUGGCAGCUAGUGGCAGCAGCGGGGUGAUUCGGAUCAUUGACUGCUGGCGAGAGACAGUUGUCCAUAGUUUCAUUGGGCACGGAGGCGCAGUGAACGAGGUGAGGGUGCAUCCGUCCCACCCCGCGCUGCUGCUCUCAGCCGGAAAGGACGAGUCGCUGCGGCUGUGGAACACGGACACGGGCGUAUGCGUGGCCAUCAUGGGCGGCACGGACGGGCACCGGAAUGAAGUGCUCAGCGCGGAUUUCCAUCCCGGUGACCAGGCAAUCAUCGCCAGCUGUGGCAUGGACAGCAGCAUCCGUGUGUGGAGCCUGCAAGAGUGCUGGCACGUGGUAGACCAGUCCAACACCUGGGCAGACGUCCCAUCCAAGUUCCCCACCAAAAUUCUACAGUACCCUCUGUAUGUGGUGUGUGACGUGCACACCAACUACAUUGACUGCCUGCGGUGGUAUGGCGACUUCGUGCUCUCUAAGAGUGUAGACAACGAGGUCAUCCUAUGGCGCUGGUGCCACAAGCCCGGAACUGAACCCGGCUCCGCCCACCCUGCUGAGGGAACCUUGGACAUUUUGCAGCGUUAUCCAGUGCCGGAUUGUGGGUUCUGGUUCAUUAAGUUCGAUCUUGACUACAUGGCCAAUAUUAUGGCCAUAGGCUUUCAAGAAAGGACUGUAAAACGCAAAUCAGACAAACAGCUGUGUCACACGACGGCAGGAUAA